This is a messenger RNA of Mastomys coucha (southern multimammate mouse), 3967 nucleotides long. RefSeq names its product transmembrane protein 263 (gene Tmem263). Lineage: Eukaryota; Metazoa; Chordata; Mammalia; Rodentia; Muridae. The transcript has 3 exons. The coding region runs from base 1044 to 1391 and encodes 115 amino acids. The record is from RefSeq and is a predicted model, not a curated record.
GGGGUGGGAGGGGGGACGCCGGCCAGAGUGGCAGCACUCCGGGCCCUUUCCGUUAGCUUCAUCUGCAGCUCACCUGCACGACCCGGGGCCUGGCCGCUCCAGCCUGGCCCUUUGGGGGUGGCGGUGGGGGGACACUGAUCGGGAGGGGGAUGGGCGGGAGUCGUUGGAGGGGGGCGUACGGAGGUUUGGGGUUACCGCAGUGGGUCCACGAGUUCGCGGACGCGGUGUUCGCAGUUUAGAGGAGUCGCUCUGGAAGCCUGGGUCUGACCUCUUGCCUUGAGUGUCAGGCUGGUGCGGAGGAGGAGAUGGGGCGUCCGAGGGGGACACUCAGCUUUCUUGCCCCACUCUACUUCUGACCUGUUGAUAAACGGUCCGGGUGGGUUCAAGAACACCAGGCUUGGCUCCAAGCGGAGAUUCCCGCUGCUCUUCCUAAAUCGGGAACUCCACUCCCACGCCUGUUCUAAACCCGCAGGUGUGGGAAUGAAGCGGGGCGCUGGCAGUGUCAGGGAGCGACUGGGGAGUCUUGGAACAGCCGCCAGUGCAGUCACUGCCGACCCCGACCCCAAAACCUAAUCCUAAACCGAGCCUGCCAUGCACAUGCAGCAUCUAGCCUAGCCCCGGAGCUUCCACUCCAGAUCAAAUUGGACGGUCUCUCUUAAACCCCUCUUACGCUGGAAUUCCACAGGAGCUAGGGUGUGCUGGGUGGACAACGAAGGGGCGGAGGAAGGAGGUGUCCAAGUCAGCACCAGCCCUCUAGGGUCAUUUUCUGCCUCUCCUGCCACGUCACUCCUCUGCUAAGGGAAAAAAAAAAACUUGCUUGUGCCUAAAGGCUAAAGGUGGAUCAAUGAGGGGGAGCUAGGGCUGCUGGGAAGAGUUAGAAACACCUAGACUAGGAAGCGAAAUCUUACUUGUGUCUUUUGUAUCUUGUGAACGCUGCUAAUCCAAAAGGAAACAUUGUGGCUAUUUGUAUCUGCUAUUGGUUAGUGCUUAAAACUUCUAGUUGUUGCCGCUCAGGGGCUAUCACAUCACACCAACAGGUGAUCAUGAAUCAGGCAGAUAAAAAUCAAGAAAUUCCAUCUUAUCUUAGUGAUGAACCCCCAGAAGGGUCAAUGAAAGAUCACCCGCAGCAGCAGCCAGGCAUGUUGUCUCGUGUAACUGGAGGUAUCUUCAGUGUUACAAAGGGAGCUGUUGGUGCCACUAUUGGUGGUGUGGCUUGGAUUGGUGGAAAGAGUCUGGAAGUGACCAAAACAGCUGUUACAACUGUGCCUUCCAUGGGAAUAGGGCUGGUGAAAGGAGGCGUGUCUGCUGUGGCUGGAGGUGUGACAGCUGUUGGGUCUGCUGUUGUAAACAAAGUGCCCUUAUCAGGAAAAAAGAAAGACAAGUCUGACUGAGAGAGGAGUACACUUGCUCUCCACAGCAUAAGAUGCUAGGGGCAUUGAACAGCUCAGUUACAGACUACAAACAAGUCAACUGCUAAACUGCUGUGUUGAAAGUAUUGGUGACUGCCUGCAUCUAAAACAAGAAGAGACCAGUGCUAUCACAGUGUAUGAAGGCUUCUCAUCCUUAAGUUCAGCUUUUUAUCUGGUAAAAUGUUACACUUGCUCAGUUGUAACUGAAGAUGUGGUAUGUUUAAAUAUUUGCUCUAAGUCUUUCAGUUUGACUAAAAAAUGUGAAAGUUCAACUUAGAAGAUGAUUUUACAGUUCCAUGUGUACAGUGUGCCAGGUAACUCAUAUGACCCUUACACAGGGACUCGAACUACAUAAACUGUACCUUUGAUGUGCCUAAUAGUUUCAGAUGUCUUAGUUUUUUAUAACUAUAGUGGUUUAGGCCAAGAGGCAUUCUUAUUUAAGCUGGCAGAAAAGUAGCAGGAAUUCAAAAGUUUAGAAGACAAAUGGUUUUAUGACACUGUUAAUUAUUUUUUUGUUUAGAUAAACAUUCUGUUUGUUUAAUCAUUGAUGCCUUACAAAAGAAAACAUCUUUUCUAAUAAUCUUAAAUAUGCGCAGUUCUUAUAAUUAUCAGUGAGCUCUUUUAAAGGUCAUAAAACUAGUUUCCCUCUUAAAAAUCUCAGGAGUAUUGAGGUAAAGGAGUUUCCUGGUGUCAGAGGGUAAGAUAGUGCUUGUUAGCUGUUGUGAGAAGUUACCAUGAAACAUGCUUUAGUAGUUGGAUUCAUGGUCCCAUCAUUAAUACACCCCACAGUAUCUAUGGAACAUUUCUUAGCUCAUCAAAAGCUCUGUGGGAUGUUUCAUAUUGAGAAGGAAUAAAUAUUAAUUUUAAGUUCUUAUAAUUAUCUGAAGAACCUAAGAUAAUCCUUCAUGCUUAUAAUUUCUUUAGGAUGUCUUAAAUUAUUAGUAGUAAUUCCUUUAAAAAUACAAUAAAAUCAAUCAUUAAUAUAUGAGGAUUGACUCUUCAAAUGAAUGAGAUGGACUCCAUACAUUGGCUUUGAAUAAAAAAAAAUACAUAAGUGUUUUCAAUGAUGUAUUUAGGGUUUUUUUUUUUUCUUUUGAGAUGGGGUCUUCUAAAGCCCAGGCUGGUCUUGAACUGAAUAUGUAGCUGAGGAUAUUCUUGAGCUUCAGAUUCUCCUUUUACCUCCCAAGUGCUGGGAUUACAGGCAUGAGAUACCAUGCUUAGUUUAUGUGAUGUUGGGGAUGGAACCCAGGGCUGCAUGUAUAGUAGGCAAGUACUGUAUCAACUGAGCUGCAUCCACAGUGAAAUUUAUUCAUGGAUUUAAAACAUGUUCUCUUAUAACCUUUUGAAGCAGCUGUAGACAUAUCAUUUCUCAAGCCAGUUUCAGGUGGGGAGUUGAAGGUUUUUUUAUAUGGAUGGUAAGUAUGUUGUGUCUUAUAGUGUGUUUAGCAUAGCACAUUCAUUCUCACUCAAAAGUUAAUUUCUUUUUGUCUUAAUGCUUAGUUUCAUGGAAAUUUAUAAGUGACAUACAUUUGGCAUUUAUCUUACAAUCUAAGCCUGAAAAAAAUUUUUCUUUAUACCUAAAACUAGAAGUCUGUCUCCAUUCUGCCCCUUCUAACUCCCUGGAGAGAGGAAGGGAGUGGUGCCUUGGCGUAAGUCAAAAUGUAGUGCUCCUGAGAACAGGAGAAGAUCACCUGAAUAUGUAGGUUCAAAUGUUUGGAACUUUAUGUUUAUACAAAACUUAAAAUCAUUGAAUUAAAUUUAGAAGGAAUUAAAUGGUCAUUUAUUUUGUGCAAUAUCAUUUAAAAGACAUUUGUUGGUACAUCUGGUGAAAUGUCUUAACAAAUAGUAUUUUUAAAAUUCCAAAGUUAAUAGACCCAUUCUCAGUGAUCUAAAUAAUGGUAUUGGAGAACUUGAUUCCUGCUAUUUAGAAGAAUUUAUUGAUUCAUUGCUGGUUUGUAUUUCUAACUUAGAGGCUCUGCUAAGCUUUGUACUUGAAUUAGUCUAAGUGUAGGCUUAGUAUACUAUAUGCUUGCAUAUUUAUUUUCAACUUUGCUUGUCUUUAAAAUCACUUGAGGAAAAAUGGCUAAUUAAUUUCUGCUACAGAAAAGCCAACUGGUAAAUUUUCUCAACUGUCUUAAAUGCUAAAGUACAAUGUGGUUCAGAGGGGCUUUUACGAUAGCAGACAACUGUACAAAUAUACAGGUAGCUAUAGUUCUAACUGAAAUGAACUUGCCAUUUGAUGAUGUGUACAGCUAUAUACCCGAGUCUCUUCUAGUUUACGUAGACUAGCAAUUUGACCUGUUAAACAGGACUAGUUUGCUUUGUUGUAUACAUCUGGAGGUAUCUGUUAUUCAGCUCCUUUUUUUUGAGUGGGUUUUGGCACAGUGAAGAUAAAUUUGUGUGACCCACUUGAAUGACUGAUCUAAUAAUGUUGACAUGAAAAUUGUAUUUAGUGAAAUGUCAGAUGAAAAUACCUGAUUGAAUAAUGUGGGGAUUUUUGUACUCAAGGGAUGGGAAAGAACACCUGAUUCUGAUAAUAAAGGACUAUGAUCUGCAAA